UACAUUUUAUAUGGGCUCGUGCACAUAUGUCACGUCAGUCAGCGUCAGUGAUAGCAGCGCAGCAUGUGAUUUCAGCAACAUGGCCAACAAUAAGCGACAAGGACAGCUUGAUCUGAGGGACUACUUCGGCUUUAAGAGGACAAAAAGUACCACCGAAGAGCAGGAUAAUCAUGGCGAGGAAGCAGGAAGGAGAGCAGAGGAGCCUAGAGCUGGAGAAGGAACAGACAGAAACAUGACGCUCCCCAAGGCUGUAGCAACUCUCAGUCGGCAGGUCCGUGUGUUGAAGUCCAUGGCAGAGCAGCCUGGACCAGCGGCAGAAGUGGCUCAGACUGCAAUGGGUUUGAAGCUAUUCAAAGGGGUGCCACUGACAAAUAAUUUAAGACACAGCAGAGAAAUAAACCACCAACAUUUCUUUCAUGCUUUGGCUGCUAAAAUUGAAUCAAGAAUGGGAUCACUGCCUGGAAAACAGAGAAGCAAAGAAGAGUACCAGAGCUUUCUUAACAAUGUCAAAGUGCUGCAGCCAUCAAACUGGCCAGAUGUGUGUGGUGUUCGUUAUGCCGAAAAGGAAAUACAGGAACUCUGCUCCUUUUUCAAGCUUGAUAAUGGCAGACAAAUUCAGAGAGGAAUGAGGGAAUAUAUUGAUAUGGUGAAACUCAAAUCUGUUGGUGAAAUGACACCACAAGCACCAGAAGAGCUAAAACCCCUCCUUCAAGCAGUGAACACACUGGUCAUCUCCACAGCUGAGUGUGAGCGUGGGUUCAGUCAGAUGAACAUUUUAACCACAACUAGAAACACGCUAGAGGUGAAAAGUAUGUCAGCCUUGCUUUUCAUCAAGUGUGUCGGCCCUCCACUACAAAUGUUCAAACCAGAUGUUUAUGUCAAGUCUUGGCUUCAAAGUCAUUGCUUGGCUAAUGAUCUGAGAGCAAGAGCCCGGAAAGUUUGCAUUAAAAAACAUGAUUACGAAACUCUCUGGAAGCUUCUAUAAGAUACUGUAGGGGAGAAUGGGGUAGGUA
Molecule: messenger RNA, 1013 nt
Organism: Anoplopoma fimbria (sablefish)
Lineage: Eukaryota; Metazoa; Chordata; Actinopteri; Perciformes; Anoplopomatidae
Exons: 4
Coding region: 11-985 (324 amino acids)
Source: RefSeq, a predicted model, not a curated record